Molecule: messenger RNA, 6157 nt
Organism: Amoebophrya sp. A25
Lineage: Eukaryota; Dinophyceae; Syndiniales; Amoebophryaceae
Source: the annotation of a GenBank genome assembly
AUGGGAAAAAGCGAAGAGAGCGCCUACCGUACGGGAGACUUUCUUAGUACUGAAAGUGCUGCGGAGGAGGAACAGGACGAGCCCUCUUCGUCAUUGUCUUCCUAUGAAGAUGACUCAUCGUCUGAGGACGACGUCGGCGCGGACGCUUCGAAUGAGUACGAGGACGAGCCAGGUGGAAGACAACGAGGAGUUCCACGUGGAGGUCAACAGAAGCGCGCAUCACGUAAUGCCAACGCAGGUGAUGGUGGUGCCUACGAGGACAUCAACCCCAAUCCAAUUAGUACUAAGAGUAGGCGCGUAGGCGAGUCCCGUAGAGUGAGUAACCCGUCUCCAUACAAUGCGACAACAACAGCGACAUCGUCAAAAAUAUUAGACACGCAGAUGAAAACGACCAAUUCGUCGUCGAUAUUGAAAAGCAGGAGAAAAAGCUCUCACGCUCCUGGAGGCGGCGACGGUGCCUCCGGAAAAGGGAGUGCGGCAUCCUCGGGUGCGGCGUCAAAGGAUAACAAGGUUAUGAAAAAUAGAUGCGAUCAGAAAACACGACGAGGCAGCACUUACGACAGACGCGACCAGAGCAGUAGUAGUAGCACAGCCCCAGCGCAAAAGACGCAUAAUGAUGGAAGCGCGACGUCUGCGCCCCGGUACAUGGUCGAUACACUAGUCGGCCGCGGUGCUUUCGCGGAACUCUACAAAGUCUAUUGCACACGAACGCAGCGGAAUUACGCAGUCAAAGUGGAGAAGAAUAGGGGCACGUCAAAACUAGAGAAAGAAGCCAAUAUCCAAAGAGGGCUCGAUAAAGCCCUGAACGAACCUGAGCGCAGUGGAGGCAGGUACACAUUCAAACAACAGGCUUCGUUUGACGCAUGCAGUAGUUUCCUGUUCGUCUUUGUCGAGUUCAGCUUUGUAGAUAAUUGUGGUGACACGCCGUAUCUUCUCCUUUUCCUUAUCCAUCAUCGUCAUCCAUCAAUGCUUAGUAUGAAUGUCACUCCACAAAGUUUCAUGCUUUACAGGUCUUAUGUUCCACGCUUUUACGGUUUUCAUAACCUGCGAGACAAAGCGGGCCACGCUGGGAGUUCGCCAUCAGGGGAGCAGAAAACCCAAAUCCAGAGGAGAAGCAAACAGGGCGCCUUUAUGGUGCUUGAGUUGCUUGGUAGAGACCUUUCGAGGGUACGCAAAAUGGUAAAAAGGCAUAAGUUAAGCAUUUGCAGUGUUGGAUUCCUUGGGAAACAGCUCAUCCACAUCCUGCGAAAGGUUCACGCAGAGGGCGUCAUACAUCGAGAUAUCAAGCCGCAGAACUGUACUCAAUCUUAGCCACAUUUUUAUUUUGUCGUUUAUUAUUACUUAAUUUGAUGCAGGAUGAGGAGGUCAAAGAUGUUGAAGAUUGAUAGUUGCAUCAACUCUCUUGCUUCGUGACUCCAUGAUUUUUUGAUGACGUUUACUGUUUCUUUAUCUCUUGCAUCGAACUAAGUAUUUUACUGUCUUAUCUUGCCGUCGCCGUGGUGUACACGCCACUGCCACAAGAAUUUCUUUCCACCUUUCACCACGAUAGGCAUGCUCGGCAAUGACCAGAACACGAAGCUAGAUCUGCAUCUUGUCGAUUUUGGUCUGGCGAGAGAGGAUUUCUAUGAGGAAGCCGUCGGGCCAACCCCAGCUAGCAAUGUUAGCUUUCGUGGCACUGCUGCGUACGCCUCUCUUCGCUCCCUGGAGAACAUCGAACAAGCAAAAAGAGACGACCUUGAAGGCGUUUUCUGGGUAUCUUUCUUGAGGAUCAUCGUGGUCAUUAUCGUUUACCGACUUGUAUAUUUGCAUCAACUCACUUCAACUAGUAUCAAAUUGACGAAAAAACAGUCAUAAUGAAAGAAAACUGCACUAGAGCGGUUGAUGACGAGCACGACUUACACACAGAGUCAGUCGUGGCAAUCUUAAUCUACUUUUGUCAUCGUUUUGGCCCUGAUCAUGCUGUGCUAUGCGAGAUUGUAGUGCCUCCAGAUCUUUGGGCCGACUCAGAGCGAACAAAAAUAGGCUGCAAAAAGUGCGAGAGAUGGCAAAUAAUUGACUUGUGUCAGCGAACGACGACCCUCCUAUUCCUACUCCUCCUACUCCUCCUACUCCUCCUACUCCUCCUACUCCUCCUACUCCUCCUACUCCUCCUACUCCUCCUACUCCUCCUACUCCUCCUACUCCUCCUACUCCUCCUACUCCUCCUACUCCUCCUACUCCUCCUACUCCUCCUACUCCUCCUACUCCUCCUACUCCUCCUACUCCUCCUACUCCUCCUACUCCUCCUACUCCUCCUACUCCUCCUACUCCUCCUACUCCUCCUACUCCUCCUACUCCUCCUACUCCUCCUACUCCUCCUACUCCUCCUACUCCUCCUACUCCUCCUACUCCUCCUACUCCUCCUACUCCUCCUACUCCUCCUACUCCUCCUACUCCUCCUACUCCUCCUACUCCUCCUACUCCUCCUACUCCUCCUACUCCUCCUACUCCUCCUACUCCUCCUACUCCUCCUACUCCUCCUACUCCUCCUACUCCUCCUACUCCUCCUACUCCUCCUACUCCUCCUACUCCUCCUACUNUACUACUCUUACUACUCUUACUACUCUUACUACUCUUACUACUCUUACUACUCUUACUACUCUUACUACUCUUACUACUCUUACUACUCUUACUACUCUUACUACUCCUACUACUAUUAUUAGGUAUUUGCUGACCUUCUAUGGGGAGGACUGCCUUGGCGACGGCUAAACCUCGGCAAAAGUCGAGAGCGCGACCAGAAAAUUCGUGCUGGCAAGCUUGUGGUUUUUGAUGCCUUGCAAGAGGUCCGCGAGGGAAAACAGGCACUACAGCACAAUCUGCCAGCGGACGGCGUUUUCGCGGGGCCAAUCGACGCCAAGGGAAACUUCACAGUGACUAGCGCCACCGAUGGAAUCAGUCUUCUGGAAGCCUUGCCACCGCAAAUGAUCACUUUCCUCAACCAUCUAACCUGUCUCGAAUUUGACGAAACCCCGCGCUACGACAUCUUCGAAGCAUGUUUCACAGACAUGGAGCAGAGUGGUAUACUACAACAAGAACAAUGUCAAAGUCAAUGAUGAAAUGAAAAUUAUGUAAGUAUGUUCUAUCAAACUUCGUGAUUAUGCGGUCGUAGAAGAGUAAGAAAAGUUCAUCUCCCUCUCCACCCUGCUUCAAUUAUGACCAAUUCAAAUAGUACAGACCAUGACUAAGACGAUGCUUGAUGUUGAGUUGUUGCUUGUUGAAGAUGUUCAAUAUUGGAGUUCUUGACCGCCAUUCAUCCAUGCCACGACCAGGUGAUACGGAUGCAUUCCGGAAGCACUUUCAGGGACGCCACAAGGAAGACGCAAUAUCUCGCGAAAUUCAUGGGGAUAACACCAAUAAGAAGUUUUUCAACGGGCCUUCAGACUUGAAACAGCUGCAGGCAGCAGCAGCCCUAAAUGCCAAGCGACAGGAGCAGGAGGAGCAGCGGCAAACAGAAAGGGCUGGAGAGGACGACGAGGCGCGACUAGGGGAACAGCAGCCAGAGUAUUGCAACGGUACUCCAACACCAGGACUACACCAUCCUGGAGCUGGCAGAAGAGACUACUUCGCGGACGCUAAUAAUCAAAAUCAAACGUCGCGAAAGCGAGCCGGCGGGGAAAGGUCUCCGGCAACAGACGAAGAGAACGAGGCUGAUGCUGGUGGCGGUGGAAUUUUUCUUCCCCCUGAAGUGCGUGGCACGCAACCCGGACACGACACCUCACCGCCGGCGGGGCACCAAAAUACCCAUGAUUCUAGCAGCGCACGAGUGGCUAAUACCCACCCCCAGCAAUCUCGUGACAAGAACGCGAAUGCUUUUCCUAGGGGUGUGACUGGUGAUAGGGCCAUGACCCUCUAUGUUACCGAUACGCGAGGCGGACCCGUGCAAGACCACCAGCAGCUCCAAACGCAGCGAUCAUCGGGCGUAGUUACGCGCAACGACGCGGCUGGAGGAACAGGGAAGCCCAGAGAGCAGAGACCACCCAAAUUGCAAAAGCGAUCUACAGCACACCAUCAUGGUCCUCCAUCAUCUUCAGGAGGAGGAAACACAGGAGCCGCAGCUUCCUCCUCCUCGUGUGCGGGCGGAACGAGUCAGUCCACCCACUGGCAGCCGCAGACAAGCCGAUUCGAUAAGGACCCCAACCCAUCCCAUAGCGGAGGAAGCAGUCGCCAGUAUCAUGAUCAUCAGUCAGGAGCAGGUCCCGGCCCAAAUACUGGAGGUAGUGGAGAAGGUGGAAGUGCUGCCUCUUCUUCAUCUCUUUUCGUUGGAGCCUCCAGAACAAACAGCGCACGUGGUGGAGGCUUUGGUUUUCAUAGUCGCGAUCAGUACAGCUACGAAUCGGCUGGUAUGGCCUUGACACCAAGGGGAGGCCUAACACGGAGAAACAAGAAUCGUGAUGCCGCUUUGGAUCAGGCACCCUCGACCUCCGCUAGCUUCCACUACAGCCAGCCGUAUUCGUCUUCGACUGGAGGUCGAGGAGGUGCAAGUAAAGUAGUGCUGACGAGCCGCAAAAAUGUAGGAGCAGCACUACACCAUCAGCAUGAUUACCUUCCAGCCACGUCCUCCAACAGAGUUCCACCGACAUAUGGUGGAGGACAAAAAGCAGCAGCGGGCUCUACUGACCAAGACGGGCGAGACUAUUCUCCAGUUUCGGGUACAAGAAAGGAGUCAGGCUUAUUUAGUAUGACAGCCGCUUCUAGUAGCAGUAACCAUCUUGGAGGACGAGGAAAUGCAGUUGGUGCAUACAUCAAUAGUGGAGGUCGCUCCUCACCCAUAAGUACCAGUACUAGUGGCAGAGUACAUCAGCAAGUAGACGCCUCCGGUUCCUGUAGAAAUUACCUGAACAAUAAAGCGCAAAGAAACGGGCAUCACAAUAUGAUGGGCAGUAAUCACUAUGGUGGAUCGACAGCGACGACGUCUGGGACGAGUGCGUACGUCGCUGGACCGUCCUCUAGCUACGAUCAUUCACGACCAACGCGCGGCGCGCAGAAGAUGCCUGCUAGCUGCUCUCCGCCCGGGCCCCCGCGCAAGAAGAUGCUGAAGAGCAGCGACCGCGGUGCACCGUCGCGCCACUCGCCCUCAGACCAUCUGCGGCACCAGCAGCGAGCGUUGCUCGCAAAAGCAGAGGAGCGAGAAAGGAGGGAACAGGACCUUGAUUUCCCUGUUUUAGUGCCAUCCAAGGCGAAUAACAUCAAAAGAUCACGAGUAGAGUUCAACAACAUGAUCGGAGAAACAGAUUAUAAUCAUGACUUCCAAGACCGCGGUUCUUUCCACAGCCGCUACAAUAAUCAUACAAAGGGUGUUUCACACAGACGCGACUCGGGAAGGAGUAGCUACCACAUGAACUCAGGAGGAGGAGGCGCGUCAGUACAGCAUUCCUCGCUCUAUUCGCCACGUGAGCAGCCAGGAGUUGGGGGAAACUCAUCCGGAGGAACUCUAGCACCUGGCGGAGGGCACCGAGGGACCACCGCUGCGACAUCCCCGAGGCAUCAUCGAGACGUCGAGCGUGUGACGCCGCGGGGCGGCCCAGUGCCGCCGGAUCGCGAUUUGUGCUCGUCGCGCUGGGAUGCUUCGCCAGCAAUGCGUCUGCCUCUACCGGAACGAACAGACAACUGGUGGGGUAGCGGGUCAUCGGGGGAUCGCGACCGUCGCUCUCCGGAGGAAAGGAAGAAGAAAUAUAAAGGCGAAAGUGGCACUGCUUCCUCGACAACGACGACUUUUCCGGCAUUCGGUUUUGCAUCCCUAACGACCACGAACGCCUCCGCAGCAACACGCGGCUUGGAAGUAGACCACGCGGACGGCCGCCAACAUGCAGACUUCGACUUCCACAGAAAAAGGAGGGCAGCAAGUGGUGGAGGUGCCGCAAAACAUGGCUCCGGCGAUCGCAUCCACCUAUCAUCUGAUCAUACUGGAGGUGCUGGUGGAAGAGAGCAUCAUGCUGUACCACGAACAGCAAGUAAGAACAGAACAUCCUCCGGCGACUCUGCUGCAGCGCCGUUUCAACCACCAUCGCGAUCGAGACCUGGACCCCGGAGGCGAAUGCCGGCGCCCAGUCCUCGAACGAUUCCAAGCGCUGAGCAUCUGUCCAAAGUGCGCGCCGCAGUCUAUAGUAGCUGCUACUAG